GGCGACAGCGUGCGCCGCUGAGUUUUAAAUAGCUUGCCUUUUUUUUUCGCGAAGGUAUCAGUGACGCAUUUCCGCAAAUCCGGGUUGGGAUCGACGAUUUUAGGGUGGGGGAAAAAAAUGUGGUCAGAUUAUUCGGGCUAACCCACAGCGGCUGCUUGCGAAGUAUCACUGGGCAGAGUUUGAAACAAAGUAACCGAGCGGCUGCAGCCUUGUUACAUUGUGAGCAGCGGGGACAGCCACCCACGGCAUCGGACUUCAGUGUGGGAUCCUUCCGGGGACGGGCACGGACAGGGGCAGGGGGAGGCAGCCCAGCUCGGAGGGGCUGUUUUAGGUCCUCAGGAAGCCAGAAGAUCGCCGCGUUUGACGCUUUCGCGGUCAAGCCGGCCGUGCCUCGCCAAGGGGGAAGGCGGAACUGAAUUGGUAAACUAGAAACAGGGACACAUCGGCACCUUGAGGAAAGACCCAGCUCCCAGAGCAGUGAAAAAAGACACACGUGUUUGUGUGUGUGAGAGAGAGAGAGAGAGAGAGAGACAGAAUCCAGCCCCUUCGCCCUCCGGCCAACCAUGCCCAAGAAGAAGCCGGGACCAAUACAGCUGCACCCGAGUCCCGAGGGAUCGGCUUUGAACGGGACCACUUCCGCAGAGACAAACUUGGAAGCUUUGCAGAAAAAGUUAGAGGAGCUCGAGUUGGAUGAACAACAGCGCAAACGGCUGGAGGCGUUUCUGACCCAGAAACAGAAGGUUGGAGAGCUGAAAGAUGACGACUUUGAGAAGAUAUCGGAACUGGGUGCAGGGAAUGGAGGCGUGGUUUUCAAAGUUUCUCACAAACCAUCUGGUCUCAUUAUGGCCCGAAAGCUCAUUCACCUGGAGAUAAAGCCAGCCAUUCGGAACCAGAUCAUCCGAGAGCUGCAGGUUCUCCACGAGUGCAACUCUCCGUAUAUUGUGGGAUUCUACGGCGCUUUCUACAGCGAUGGAGAGAUAAGCAUCUGCAUGGAACACAUGGAUGGUGGAUCAUUGGAUCAGGUACUCAAAAAAGCAGGAAGAAUUACAGAGCAAGUCCUGGGAAAAGUGAGCAUAGCUGUUAACAAGGGACUGGCGUACCUGCGGGAGAAACACAAGAUCAUGCACCGAGAUGUCAAACCUUCGAACAUUUUGGUGAAUUCCCGCGGUGAAAUCAAACUUUGUGAUUUUGGGGUUAGUGGACAGCUGAUCGACUCCAUGGCUAACUCAUUCGUUGGGACAAGGUCUUAUAUGUCACCUGAAAGACUCCAGGGGACGCAUUAUUCUGUUCAGUCCGAUAUCUGGAGUAUGGGCCUCUCUCUGGUAGAGAUGGCGAUUGGCAGGUAUCCAAUUCCCCCACCUGAUGCUAAUGAACUCGAACAAAUCUUUGGCUGUCGCAUGGGAGAAGACUCAACAUCCUCAGAGCCAAACCCUCCAGCUCCUGCACGUCCAGGGAGUUCUUUUGGUGUGGAUUGUCGACCCCCAAUGGCGAUAUUUGAACUGUUGGAUUACAUUGUGAAUGAGCCACCUCCUAAAUUGCCAACUGGAGUAUUCAGUGAAGAAUUCCAGGACUUUGUGAAGAAAUGCUUGAUAAAGAAUCCUGCGGAGAGAGCAGACUUGAAACAGCUUAUGGCUCAUUCUUUCAUCAAGCGAUCGGAGGCCGAAGAGGUGGAUUUUGCAGGUUGGCUGUGCACAACUAUUGGCCUGAAGCAGCCAAGCACACCAACACACACUCCUGCUGUGUAGUCACCCACGCUGCCAAAGCUGUGUUCUUUGUGCAGCAAACUGAUGGAUGUUUCUGCUAACAUUACCUCAUCAAUAUCCCUCUGUCCCAUAAAUAAUUCUAAAGACAUAUAUUUAAAAAAUGUAUUUUCAUUUUUAAAGGAAGGAUGUCUGUUAAAAAAUACUUGCCAAGAUUUAACUGCCCCUCUUAAACAUUUGAUCCUGUCGAUGGGAAUUAGUAUUGAGUUUUGAGUGGGGCUCAGCUUAGGCACUGAAGGUGCAUUUCAUUCUUUGACCAUAAUAAACCAUUCUACUGCCCAAUUUAGUUCUAAUGAUGGAGACAUCCCAUUAUGCUCAGUCAUCACCUAUUCUUUUAAAGGAGAAAGGCAUCCCACCCUCCCUUAGAUGGCAGUGAUACGACACUGAAUACCUAUUAAAUAUACACUGCAUUGUAAGUGGGAAACUAACAGAUUAAAAUUAUUUUCCCUGAUUUCUACUGCAUCCCUCAUUCCAUCAGAGGAAAAAGACCAUUUAUGUGCUCACUAUUAUUCCUCUACAGCCAAGGGGUAGAUGCAGCUUGGAUAAUUACUCUUUUUCUACCAAUCAUUUGGUCCUGAGCAAUCAGACUGAGAUUAGGAACUUGUUCCAGACUGCCAGCAGGAAUUCCUUGGGACCUGCAGGGAUGCUGUAAGCGCAGCUGGGGGCAAGAAGAAUAAUUUACAGGCCCAGUUCACCUAAAUCCCAUGGAGAAAUUCCGGACCUUACCUUGCAGUAAGUAAUCCCAGAGAUAAUUAGUGAACAUUCAUUUAACUGUUAUGAAAUCAAGGGAAGAUAGUAAAGGAGGGUUAAAGUAGUGUGAUGCCUUCAAGUUAAAAUGUAAUUUAUAAUUUAGUAAAUUGCACACUGGUUGAAUGACAGAUUUAGAUGAAGCAAGCCUGUGUGUUAAGUGUCCAGUUAUUGCAGUGUGGAGACCCCGCAAGAUUCAAGCCCAGCUAUCAGCAUAAUCCAAGGAGAAUCAAAUGAAAUAGCAACAAAGGUUGUGGAAUUUUAAACAAGUGAGUUACACUCUCAAUGUUACUCUUGACUAUAUGGUUUGACAAAAGCAAUCCCUGCCUACAGCUGGCAAUUGUGUUUCCACUGAUUGCUCCAAUUCAUCAGUGUGCAGGCAACUGUGGUCACAUCAAUCCAAUGUGUGGGCAUCACUGGCAAGACCAGCAUUUGUUGUCCAUCUCUAAUUGCCCUUGAAAGCAGUUAAGAGUCAGAAUCACAUGUAGGCCAGACCAGAUUUCAUUCCUUAAAGGACUUUAGUGAACCAGAUGGGUUUUUACAACAAUUUGUUUCAUAGUCACCAUUACUGAACUAGUUUUCAAUUGAAUUUAAAUUCCAAUAGCUGCUGCAGUGCAAUUUGAACCCAUGUUCCCACAGCAUGAGUUUGCGCUUCUGGAUUACUAAUUCAGUGGUUACCACUACACCACCAUCUACAGGAGAACAAAUGUGUGUGCCUCCAACUGACUAUUGAUCACAGGUCUUAUAAAUACCAAGAGCAGCACAAAGCAAAAUAUAAAAUACUGCAGAUGCUGGAAAUACUCAGCAAUUUAGGUAGCAUCAGUAGAGAAACAGUUAACAUUUCAGAUGUGACCCUUCAUCGUACUAGAAAGAUUUUUCAUGUUAAGCAAAUAGAGGCAGGGAGAAACAAAGGGAAGGUCUGCAAUAGGCGAAUAAAUAACAAAAUGGGAUAAUGAGGCAAGGCAAAAAUGUGGUGGUAAUAGAACAAGAAAUAAAAAAUGGGUUUAGAGGAGCUAUAAAUGACAACAGGUGUUACUAAGACCCACUGUGGAAAAAAAAUUGGGAGAAGUGUUUUAUGAUCUGAAGUUGUUGAACACAAUGUUGAGUCAGAAAGGCUGUAAAUUGCAUAACUGAAAAACUAAGUGCUAUUCCUUGAGCUUCAUUGGAGGCAGAGGUUAGUGUGGGAGUGGAGCUAGGAAUUAAAAUGACAAAUGAUUGGAUGCUCAGGGACAUAUUUGUAGACUCUAGAGAUCAAUUUAAAAAAACACAGGAACAGUACAAGUUAGUUGAAAAAUGGAGUAGCUCAUCUCUUGGCAAUGCCACUCUGCAUGCUGGAGAUUGCCUGUUCCAGUCACUGGUUAUACUGCCAGUAAUUUACAUUUGGGCUUUUGCUAACAAUAUUGAACAAGCUGGAUUGUCACUUCAUCUUAGUUCAAUCUGAUUGCAACUCUAGUGGAAACUCUCCAUGUUUAAUUACUAGAUUGUUAGUGGUAUAUUUUGUACCACCAUCCAUAAUGCCAGACCUGAAGUGGCAAAUGUUGAAACCUGGAAUGCUCCUUUUGAGUGGAUUAUAAAGCAGAAGCAUACCACUGUGACAGAACAGUGCACAAAUUAACAUUUGCAGUUUCUAGCACUCAAGCAUCCCUGACUGUUUAAUUGCACCAGAUUUUAGAUAGAGGAGCUAGUAGUACAUCUCUCAUACCCUUCCUGUCUCUAGUCUCACAGAUGAGUAUAAAAGUUUUCAGGUAGGAAGUUGUUACUGACUUCAACUAGCAAUGUGCAAUUACUCUUCUCAAAAUAAUUGUACAAAGUACUAAACACAAUACUGCAUUAUCCAUCUCCUUUGCUCAACCCAAGGAGAUCCUAGAAGAUAGUUUCCAUCUACUCAAAUAAAUCACCAAAUAGAUGAGAACUGUGCAUUGGGAAUUUAAUUCACUAUGUUCACUUAAAGAAAUUAACAUCCAAAUAGCAGGAACAGAACCUUACUAUAUCAGUCAAUAAAACUGCAGAAAGGGUACCUAAACUCAGAAGGAAAUAAUGAUGUAAACUCUUGUCCUGUCUCAUCAUUAUGGUACUGUUAUGGAGAAUUGCAAUAAGACUCCAUAAUUGAUGUUUCUAUUCGCUAGUUAAAAUCAAUUUUUGUUCGAAACCACUGAUCUCAUUAGCAGAAUGUAUAAGUCAAGGUAGAACACAGCAGAGAGAGAUCCAAAGUCAUUAACCCAGCAUGGAGUUAGCUUUUAUUUGCCAGAAGCCAAUUAUUAAAGCCAAGGAAUUCCAAACCUUUUACCCUAGCUAUUAUUUCAGCUUAUUCUCCACAUCUUCAGGGAGGUACCAAUGAAACAACGUGCAGGGUAGAAAUGCAUCAAUUGUUCUUGACCUCUACUGGGAAGGAAGCAUGGAUCCAUUUGUACUUCACCUUAGAUAUUCCCUUUGUGGUUCUCAACCACCUUUGGUUGAAUAAUCCUGUUUAUAACAAGCCCACUUAUUUUUGCAGAUCCUUGUUUGAGGACCUGUUUGUGUUCUUUCAUGAUGGUUUUUGGCCUUCACCUGGGUUUCCUAUGGUGCAGCCCACCCACUGUUGAAGCUCAGUCAUCCUUUCUGCCCCCUCCAUCCAUACAAUAUGAAAUAGUUAAGCAAAAGUUCAACUUUGAAGAUACCUAUCCAUGAAAUUGUGGAGACCAAACUGGAACAAGAGAUGUGCAGUACACUAAAAUCAGACAAUCUUUCUUUAGACCAAAUACAACCUGUGUAAGAAAAUAUUGUUGAAUGCUAGAAGUGUGUAUAAUGUGUAAAAGUGUGUAAUUCAGAAUCCCCUUCAACCUGUGUUCCUGCUAAAGUUUUCACCAUAAUCGGAUGUUGCAAUAAAUGACCAUAAUGUGAUCUUAAA
Carcharodon carcharias (great white shark) is the source of this 5394-nucleotide messenger RNA. It is a transcript of the gene map2k1, whose product is annotated as mitogen-activated protein kinase kinase 1. The coding region runs from base 564 to 1745 and encodes 393 amino acids. Gene Ontology annotation, biological process: protein phosphorylation. Gene Ontology annotation, molecular function: protein kinase activity; ATP binding. The transcript has 11 exons. The record is from RefSeq and is a predicted model, not a curated record. Lineage: Eukaryota; Metazoa; Chordata; Chondrichthyes; Lamniformes; Lamnidae.